AUGGUAGAGGAAGCAUCCAUUUCUGAUUUCAACAAAUCCUACUUCUUUCUGAACAAUUCUGCCUGCACUGCCGAGUUGUGCGCUAAUGGCUCGGAGCCACCCACUCCCCCAUAUUUGGUGGACGCCUGGCUGGUCCCACUCUUCUUUGCCAUUCUGAUGUUAGUUGGGCUAUUGGGCAACUCUCUGGUAAUCUACGUCAUCAUCAGACACAAGCCAAUGAGGACAGUGACCAACUACUACAUUGCCAACCUGGCUACCACCGACAUCAUUUUCCUGGUUUGUUGCGUUCCCUUCACUGCAAUGCUGUAUCCACUUCCGGGCUGGAUCUUUGGAGAAUUCCUAUGUAAAUUUGUCAACUACAUCCAACAGGUCUCAGUGCAAGCGACCUGUGUCACCCUGACGGCCAUGAGUGUGGACCGGUGGUAUGUGACUGUCUUUCCACUUCAGUCCCUGCGACGGCGCACACCACGAGUUGCCGUAACUGUCAUCAUCAGCAUUUGGCUUGGUUCCUUCCUUGUCUCCAUCCCGGUGUUGAUUUACAAUCAGCUGAUAGAAGGCUAUUGGUUCGGUCCGCAAACAUUCUGCAGAGAGUCCUUCCCUUCCGUGUACCACGAGAGAGCCUUUAUCCUCUACAACUUUUUAGCAGUUUACCUCCUCCCUUUAUUGACCAUCCUCCUCUGCUAUAGUGCUAUGCUUUACCAGAUGGGACGCCCCACCGUGGCGCCAGCGGAUAACCAUUACCAGGUACAGCAGCUGACAGAAUUCUCUGAAGCUUUGCGAGCCAAGAUCUCUCGUAUGGUGGCCAUCAUCAUUGCUCUCUUCACCAUCUGCUGGGGUCCGGUGCAGCUUCUGAUCCUCUUUCAAGCCUUUGACUCCAGCUUUCAGCACAAUUACUAUACUUACAAGGUGAAGAUUUUUGCUCACUGCAUGUCCUAUGCCAAUUCUUCCCUCAACCCUAUUGUCUACGCCUUCAUGGGCAGUAACUUUCAGAAGGCCUUCAAGAAAGUUUUCCCACUGGCCUUCAAGAAGAGGGUGGGUCAUUGCAACAUCACUGGCCAGGCCCACAAUAUUGAGAUGCACUUUGUCUCAUCAGGGAUGUAG
Messenger RNA from Pseudonaja textilis, 1101 nucleotides. RefSeq names its product KISS1 receptor (gene KISS1R). The record is from RefSeq and is a predicted model, not a curated record. Gene Ontology annotation, cellular component: plasma membrane. Gene Ontology annotation, biological process: G protein-coupled receptor signaling pathway. Gene Ontology annotation, molecular function: G protein-coupled receptor activity. NCBI's taxonomy places the organism in Eukaryota, Metazoa, Chordata, Lepidosauria, Squamata, Elapidae.